UGGUCCCCACUGGCGCUGCUCUUGGCGCAUCUGCUCUCCUCUGCUGACUCCGCCCUGCAUCUGUCCAAAUCAGCCUCGCGUCAGAGCUGACCACACCGGCGCGGCUGCCUGUCAGUCCCUCCGGACCUGCGGAGAUAGCCUCAGGCUGCAGAAACCACCGCGCCUCACCCGCCUCAGCCUCAAGAGUGAUCUGAGUCUGCUUUUAGCUUCCCUUCGCCUGCCUUGGCUUGUUUCUGUUCAAGAACAGCUGUUUGGCCUAUAGAUUAGAAAAAAAGGGGGGCCCUCCCUACUCUGUCCCAAGAGAUCAUCUAAGUGUUCAGAGAUGGGGAGUGGGGAGCCUAAUACUGCUGGCAAGAAAAAGAAGUACCUCAAGGCUGCCCUGUAUGUAGGUGACUUGGAUCCUGAUGUCACAGAGGACAUGCUCUAUAAGAAGUUCAGACCUGCUGGCCCACUGCGCUUCACUAGAAUCUGCCGUGACCCAGUGACCCGCAGCCCCCUGGGUUAUGGUUAUGUUAACUUCCGCUUUCCUGCAGAUGCUGAAUGGGCGUUGAACACCAUGAAUUUUGAUUUAAUUAAUGGUAAACCAUUUCGCCUCAUGUGGUCACAGCCAGAUGACCACUUAAGAAAGUCUGGAGUUGGAAAUAUAUUCAUCAAAAACUUGGAUAAAUCCAUAGACAAUAGGGCCCUAUUUUAUUUAUUUUCUGCUUUCGGGAACAUUCUUUCCUGUAAAGUCGUAUGUGAUGACAAUGGCUCUAAGGGUUAUGCUUAUGUUCACUUCGAUAGCCUUGCUGCUGCCAAUAGGGCUAUCUGGCACAUGAAUGGAGUCCGGCUCAAUAACCGCCAGGUAUAUGUUGGCCGAUUCAAAUUUCCUGAAGAGAGAGCAGCAGAAGUCAGAACCAGAGAUAGAGCGACAUUUACCAAUGUUUUUGUGAAAAACUUUGGUGAUGACAUAGAUGAUGAAAAACUAAAGAAACUUUUCAGUGAAUAUGGGCCAACUGAGAGUGUUAAAGUAAUAAGAGACGCCACUGGGAAAUCUAAAGGCUUCGGAUUUGUAAGAUAUGAAACACAUGAAGCUGCCCAAAAGGCUGUGCUAGAACUACAUGGCAAGUCAAUAGAUGGAAAAGUCCUAUGUGUAGGGAGAGCACAGAAGAAAAUUGAACGCCUGGCUGAAUUAAGGCGGAGAUUUGAACGGCUGAAACUAAAAGAUAAAACUAGGCCUCCAGGAGUGCCUAUCUACAUUAAGAACUUAGAUGAGACAAUCAAUGAUGAGAAACUAAAGGAGGAAUUCUCUUUAUUUGGAUCAAUAAGUCGGGCCAAAGUGAUGAUGGAAGUGGGGCAAGGCAAAGGUUUUGGUGUUGUCUGCUUUUCUUCUUUUGAAGAAGCUUCCAAAGCAGUGAAUGAGAUGAAUGGUCGUGUAGUAGGCUCCAAGACAUUGCAUGUCACUCUGGGGCAAGCCAGGCACAGGUGGUGAGGAUUACUGUGAUCAAUUUGUUUAGCCUUAGCUGGUGCUUACUUAGCUUGGGCUCCUUUGUGAUAGGGGUUAUUCUCUGCUAAUUCAUAUGUUUGUUUUCUUUCCUUUUAAUUAUUUAUUUUUUGUGAAUACUUUUUUUUGGAAAGAAAUUAUACAUAGAAAAUCUUGUUCAUUUUGGUGAAGAACAUGAUAUUUAAAUGUAAAAAUGCCUUUUGUACAAUUUUUAUAAGAUCUCUAUCCUUUGGAAUGUGUAAAAUAAAGUUUAUCUUUAUUUUUUUCUAAAUAGCCUAAAUGAGGCAAAUGAUUAUAUUUCCUUUAUUUUCAUAACAUUAAUUUAAUUUCCUCUGUGGAAAUACUCUUAGCACGGUCCUUAUUUCUGAUUCUGGCACAGUGGAAAAUCAAUAAUUGCUUUUUUUGAGAAAUCAUUGGAGAAAGAGUGAUUAAAUAUGACCCACUUAAAAUUGCUCCAUAAUUUCAUUUUAUUAUGAUUUAAAUUGAAUAUUUCUUAAAAAUAUGUAAGGCAUUUUCCUUCAUUCUUUGUAUCAGUUUUUCUUGUAUCCAGUGCAAGCACAUACUAUAGAUUUGUUAGCAGUUUUGACCAAGUAUUGGGAUUUAUCUUUAUUAAUGUCAUGGUAUUAAUUUUCAAUAAGUGCUUUUAAAAAUCUACUGCAUUGAUAAAUAGUUAUUUAAAAUGUGAGGAUAUCUUUAAAAAUAUUUUCCAAGAGAUUUUGUAUUUGAAGAUAUUCUAAGGUCAUUCUUAACUCUUACUUUUGAAAUAUACAUAAUGCAUACCUACAGGUAGACUAUAUUAAAUUAACAGAAAUAUUUAUUAAUGUACUAGUUUACUUUUAUACUUAAACAUCUUAUACACUGCUGUUAUAAACUAAGACAUGUUGUUUCUUGUCAUCCUUGAAUAUAUUCAUUGGCAAAACACUGACAGGUGUUUUAUUAAGGAACAUUUUCUUUUCCUUAAUUAGGUCAUCGCUUAUAUCAGAAUCAUCAACUCCAUAUAAUUAUUACUAAUUCAGAAUACUUAAAAGAAAAUAUACUGCUUCACGAAUUAAAGAAAAAAAUGUUCUGAAGCUACUUCCUGCAUCAUGAAACUUGUAACACUACAAAUUCUCCACUUUUCACAUAUGGAAAUCUGCCUUCACUUUCAGUUUAAAUCCAUGUAACACUUAACAGCAGUACAAAUAUUAUUGACAAUUAGAAAAGUAAUCACGUUUUUUGAAACUUGAAUUAACUUACUUAGAAUAUAUGUUUUACUCAUAAAACAGAACCCAUCACAAGAACAGGUUUGGAAUCUCUUAUCAGUUGAUUUUUUUAUUGCUUUAAAAAUGAAUCAUCAUUUUUAUAAAUUAUAUAAAGUAAUCAUAUAAAUCUGUUAGCUCUUUCAACAUAAAAUGGAAAUAAGAUAUUUCUAUGUAAUGAUAGUCAAUUAUGAAUAUACACAUAGUCAAGUAUUUUCAAAAAGAAUAUCACUGAUUAAUUGAUUAUGAAUAUAAUAUAAUCAUGAUCAUAAAAUCUGUAAACAUUAUAGAAAAAAAUUCUUAAUUUUAGUGUGUAUAUCCUUUCAUAUCUUUUUCUUACAUUUAUAUCCAUUUUUAUAAAAAUACAAUAUGUAUUAUUUCAUAUUUUUAUUUUAAAUUGAACCAUAGUUGCCUUAUUUAUACCAAUAAAUAUGGAUGUUGAUGAAUACCAUAAUUUUAGGAACUUCAUAAUUUUCCUUAAUAUGGAUUUAUUAUAUUAAAUAAGAUUUUCAUUCAAUUAUUUUUUAAUUUAUAAACUAUACUGUAUUGAGCAUCUUUUUUCUGGAAACACUGUCAGUUACUAGUUUAACAGAGACUUCUGUUAUGUGUUAGAGCUUAAAUAUGCUAGAGAAUUAAAACACACAAUAUAUAGUUCACCAAAUUUGGAACACUUUCAAAAUCUAUUCUACAUCUAUGAAAACAAAAA
Messenger RNA from Rattus norvegicus (Norway rat), 3427 nucleotides. The record is from RefSeq and is a predicted model, not a curated record. NCBI's taxonomy places the organism in Eukaryota, Metazoa, Chordata, Mammalia, Rodentia, Muridae.